AUCGAAGAGCUAACAAAGACGAAGGAUCAACUCCAAAACGAAAAGGAGCAGUUCGAGAAGCAGGUCGAAACCCUGGAAAAGGACAAAGAUUCGCUGCAGACCGAUAAGGAAAAGCUCACAGAUGAAAAGGAAGACGCGGAAAAGAAAGCAGAAAAAUUGGAGAAGGAGGUCGCUGAGUUGACGGAAAAAUCCGACAAAUUGGACAACGCAAAGGAAGAAUUUGAAAAGAAAACCGAGCAGCUGGAGAAGGAGGUUGAUACGCUGAAAACCGACAAGGAAAAACUCACGGACGAGAAAGAAGAUGCGGACAAACAGGUGGAAAAGCUGACCAAGGAAGUCACCGAACUGACGCAAAAAGCGGACAAGCUCGAUGACGAAAAGGAUGGGUUUGAAAAGGAGGCAGAGAGUUUGAAGAAGCAAGUUUCGGAUUUGUCGGAGGAAAGGGACAAAUUGAAGGACGCGAAGGAAGACGGGGAUAAGAAGGUCGAGAAAUUGGAAAACGAGGUGAAGGAGCUGAGCGAGAAAAGCGACAAGUUGGACGACGAGCGCGACCAAUUAGAGAAAGAUUUGAACGCUUUGAAAAAAGACCACGACAAGCUCACCGAGGAAAACGACAACAACAAAGACGACAAGGAGCGCGAGGCGGCCCGGGCGGAGAAGCUGAGCGGGCAGCUGGAGGAGGUGACGAAGAAAAAAGACGAGCUGAAAGAGGAGAACGAGGAAAAUGAAAAAGAGAUCAAGCAUAUGGAUUGCAAAUAUGUCUGGGUCUGGAAGGUUGGAACUUGUAAUGCUAGCUUUCCAUACCUAGAAAAUCUGUAUUGCGUAACCUCUUUUGUACAUGCAGAAACGCAGUUUCUCAUGCGGAUUGCCUAUGAGAAACAAGCGUUCUGGAAAAUUGUCAUGGUGGGUUGCAUUCGCAACUGUUUCCAUCAUCCACAUUUUAGCAUCACAAGUUUCCAGACCCAGACAUAUUUGCAUUUGAUAAAGCAGCUCAAGAAAGACAAGGACAAUCUGCAGACGGAAAAGGAAAAUGCGGAGGACGAUUUGAAAAAGGCAAAUGACAAAAUGGAAAAAAGUAUCCAGAGUGAAAGAGAAGUGCUUAAAAAUAAUCGCGUAUUGAAUGAUGUUCUUGUGCCGAAUACUGCGUGUCAGUCUGAACAGACAUCUCUCUGUCGCUGAGCAUAGCACCUUUCAACAUUCAGACAAAAUUAUUUACUGCGCUGUUGAUGUGCACCUGCACCAUCUGCUUCUGCAUGUUAAGUACGCUUACACAGCACAGCACUCUUUUGCUCUGCAUAAAGCAAGAAAAGGAGGUCGAGGAGAUGAAGGAGGAGAAGAAGAAAAACAAGGAAGAAAUGGCCGAAAUGAAAAAGGAAAAAGACGCUGCAGAGAAAGUUGCAAAGGAGGCGGAGAAGGUGCAAAAGGAUUUAGAGCGAAAAAUCACGGAUUUGGAUAUGCAUCGCAAAUAUGUCUGGGUCUGGAAAAAUGCAAACUUGUGAUGCGCAUUUCACAACACAUAAAAAAAUCUCUCAUGCAUAGGCAGCAAAAGCUGCCCGCUUCUUGUCACCAAAAUGGGGCAUUUGUCAUGCGGAGUCGGCAUUGCGGAAGCUUCUCGAAAUCUGUGAUGCUAGAGCUUCCAUGCCAGACCUUCGCUGUCAUGCAAAAGCAGCAUGACUCUUCCAGACCCAGACAUAUUGGCACUUGAUAUUGGAGGAAGACGUGCAAAAGCACGUGGAGAAACGAGAAAAGUUGGAAAAAACCAAUGACGAACUGGAGGAGAAAAUAAAAGAGAAGGAUAAAGAACUGAAAACCCUCGAGGACGAGAAAAAGACCGCCGUCCGGGAUAUGGCUUGCUCCGAUGUUACAAUUUUUUCAAACGUUACAAUAGAAUCUGGAGUUUGUCUUGCAUGCUGUACAUGACAGAAUCGCGGCAGCGCGUUCCACUUUCUGCAACACAAAUUCCGGCAGAUGAUUCCAGUGCGGUUUGGGGCUCCGAAACUUGUCAUGCGCAAUCCUGCGUGAGCGGGUUAGCUCAUGCACUUCUUGUAUCACAGAUUUCCAGAUUCUAUUGUAACGCUUGAGAUAUUAGUGACACCUGAGCGGGUUUUUAUACGGGAAAAGGAAGCGGCGGAGAAGCAGACGGAAAAACUGCAGGGGGAAGUGGAGAAAUUGAAGGAGAAGAACGAGGAACUGCAGAAAAAAUGGGAGGAGUUCGAGCCAGAAAUGAAGAGGGCGAAAAGCGAGAAGGAAGAGGCGGAAAAGCGCGAACAGGCCGUCACCAUAUCCUGUGCAAAAGUAUCGUACUCGUAUUGCAAUCAUGCAUUACAAAUCCUUUUGCUAAGGUAAAUCCGCAUUACAAAUUGCAUUUCUCAUGCUGAGGAAAUUGGUAAUGCAUUUUUUAUACGAGUGCGAUGCUUUUGCAGUUCAUACACCAAGGAAAGGGACAACUUAAUCGAAGAGAAAAAGAAAGUUGAAGAGGAGUUGGAGAAGACAAAAAACGACUUGGAGGAAAAAAUCGAAAAUUUAAACCAAGAAAAAGAACUCUUGUCCGCGACCACCCUCGUCGUUCAGAACGAAAACAAGAACGUCAAAGCGGAAUUGGAAAAUCUCCAGCAAUUGCACGCCGAUCUGCAGUAUGAAAUGCAAAAGCAUCGUACUCGUAUAAAUGCAUUACAAAUUAUUUGAAUUUCCUCAGCAUGCGAAAUGGAAUUUGUGAUGCGGAUUUACCUUAAAAAGAAAAUUUGUAAUGCAUGACCGCAAUUACUACGAGUGCGAUACUUUUGCAGUUCAUAUGCAGACCCGGCACGACGAGGGGGUUCUUCAGGUGGAGAAGCUUACCUCGGAAGUGGAAUCGCUUGUAGCGGAGAAAAAUCAAUUAAUAGACGAACAGGGAAAACUGCAGCAGGAGCUGGUGGAUCUGCGAGAGGCGAAGCAGAAGGAGAUCGAAGAGUUGAAUCAGCAACUGUCCACGCUAACCGACCAGCACACAACCUUGGACGCCACCAUGACGAGUUUUCGGGCGAACACGGUUAUGCAUUGCAAAAGUAUCGUACUCGUAUAAAUGCAUUACAAAUUUGCUCAGCAUGAGAAAUGAAAUUUGUAAUGCUGAUUUGCCUUAAGAGAGAGACCAGCCACCCCCCGGCGGAGGCCGCCGGGGAGGGAGGCUGUUCGGAGGAGGUGUUCCAACGGGGAAGGCGAUGCCAAGGGUGGCGCGCCGCUGCACAGCCAAAAAAGCAGGCGGGGCCGCGCCGGUCUGACGGGGUUGGCCCAGAAAGCGCAGCGCACACACGCAGGCAGCGAUACCUCCGCGGCCUGCGUUCUUUGUUGGCGAAAAAAGCAGCGCCCGGGGCCGGGGGUUGUUGGCCUUUCUUGGAAGGGGAGUUGGUUGCAGGGGUGCACCCUGAACAGGGGGAGUGCCGCUUCUACAAGGUGGCGAGCUGGAAUCCUGUUAGGCAGCGAGCACGCGGCGGGGCCUGCAUGUGCUUGCGAAGGCUAAUGCGCUAUGCUUGCGCCGAGAGACAACGGGCAGAGAAAAGCUGUCGCUACUUUAGUCGCAACCACUUUCGCGCCGCUACAAAGACGCAACACCUGCUGCCCGCGCGCGGGCACUGUGUGAAGUUGCGGCCACCCUAGGUGGCCGCCUACGUUAAGGCGUGGCGCCGCGCCCCCCCCGGGGGACGCAGAGCGGCGCAUGCACUUUGAACAGCCGCCCUGGUCUGCCCUGGAGUCAAAAAAGAAAAACUUGCAGGGGAGGCCUGAACUUUUAGGCCCUAGCUUUGUUUAUUCUUACUCUAGGACACAGGCACUGCGCGCAGACGGGCGAGCUUCACUGUGCGGGCGGUUCUGGUAGAGGGUCCGGGAGAGGGUCCCGGAGAGGGUCCGGGAGAGGUUCGGAGAGGGUCCGGGAAAGGUUCGGAGAGGGUCGCGAAGAGGGUCCGGGAGAGGGUCCAAGAGGUCCCGAGAGGGUCCGCCGAGAGGUAAAAAAGAGGUUCCCGGAGAGGGUCGACAUAGAGGGUCGCUUAGAGGGUCGCCCUAUACUGUGGAACCUCUCUGACCCUCUCGACCCUCUCCCCCUACCCUCUACUUGACCUCUACUCAACCUCUACGCACCCUCUUCGGGCGUAUAGCGCCGCUAUACGGUCCCCUAUACUGCGCACCCUCUCCCGACCCUCUCCGUACCCUCUCACUUUACCUCUCCCCGACCCUCUUGUUUUGGUCGACCCUCUACUUUACCUCUCCGACCCUCUGUCUAACCUCUACGAAACCUCUCCCCAACCUCUAUCGGACCCUCUCCGGCCCCAAAGUUUGCCUUAUAUAAAUAUAUUAAUUUGUAUUGCAUGCUUGCAAUUACUAACUACGAGUACGAUACUUUUGCAUUGGAUAACGGUGGAUUUGGAGCAAGAUUUGCAGUUGAUGAUCGAGCAGAAAACGAAAGAAGCGGAGUUUCUGGACCAGGAGUUGCAGAAAGCGAUGCUGGAAUUGGAAAGAAACCGGGAACAGCAAGAGAUGAUGAAGGAAGAUUGGCGAAUAUCACACCAACAUAAAGUUUUUCUAGCUUUAGCGAAAUUUCUCUUGCUGUCCGGCAAGGCAAAAACUACGACCGGAAUUUGUAUUGCAUACCGUGCAUGUCGGCGACUGUUUGUCUUGCAAGAACGCGAGUGCGAGUAGUAAGAUCGCUACCGCUACCAAAUGAACUUUUUUGUUCAAUAGCGAAACCAGCAAGUCAAAUGGGAGCUCCGCUGGACAACGGAGGUCGCCUGGAAUAUGCACUGCAAAAGCAGCGUACUCGUACUAAUCGCAGUCAAGCAUUUUUACAAUUCUCGAUCUAAUGGCAAAUCACAAUCAGCAUUACUCAUGCUGAGGAGAUUUGUGAUGCAAUUCAUACUAGUACGACAGGACGCUUUUGCACUGGAUAUGGAACCGCGAACGACAAAACAUGCUGAUCGAAGAGGGGAUCGCGCAGGAGGUAUUGAGAGGAAAAAUCCCCCCCUCCAUAUCAAAACGGAAAUCUGUGAUGCAGAUUUGUUGUCACAAAUCAGCUUUGUCAUGCUACACGGGAAAAGAUGCGGACUGUAGUGCUGGGUGGCGUGGGGGAGCCUUGCAUCUUCAGCAUGAUAGGAGGCAGCUGAGAGUGGGAAACAGCAUGACAAAUUGCCUGCAAACGAGACCACGACUGCGGCUCUUGGCCUUCUAGCAUGACAACUCGAUUUGGUACCUCAAAUCCUGCAUCACAGAUUUCCACUUCGAUAUGGGGAGGGGGGAUUUUUCCGUUGGAUAGGAGGUGCGGAUGGUGGAGAAUUUUGAAAUGGAUAAAGAAGAAAGACGGGUUAUUAAAAUGAAAAAUGCCCUCAACCCGGAUUUUGCAAAAGUUUCUCAUGCAUAAGGUUUUCAAACGAAGAACUUUUUAUCUAUGCAUGAAAGGACUACGAGCCUUGCUGAUGCAGAAUCUGGCUGCGGAACGUAUCUUUUGCAUGACAGAUCCGGCUACUGCUGGGCUCCUUUGCAACACAGAUUUGAGAUAUUCAGCAUGGAAAAUUUGUGAUGCUGAUAUAUGCAAGACGGGAGUGUUUCUAUUGGAAAGGUUUGCAUGUUCUAACGCUGCCAAGUUCGGGGGUGCUGCGGGCAUUUUUCAUUGUAAUACUGGUUCUCGCGCGCGAAAACUUCAACAUGGGCUACGAGGAUUACUUGUCGCAUCGACAUCGGUUAAUCCAAACGAACGAGGAGGAGAAGCUCCUCGAACUGGAAAGGAAAAAUUACCAGAUCGAGGACAUCCUCUCGCAGCGGCGUAGGUUAGUAGAGAAUUACGAAGAUGCGAAGCUGUUGCAGUUUGAGAGGGACUCGCACUGGAAGGAGGACUUGUACUCGCAAAUCUGGGAGGACUACAGAAAUCAUGUGGAUACUGUGGAUACGAUGACGAACGAGAAGAUUCUCACCCGGGAGAGGGAACAUCUCUUGUACGAGGAUUUAGACGCGAACUACGUGAAACUCUACCUGCACAAGGAAGAGCUGGACCGCAUCAUCAAAACUUUGACAACCGAGAGGGACGACCUGAAGAAGGAGCUGCAAGAGUUUAUCGAGUCGCAGGACUACCUGGCCGAAAAACGGGACGAAAAGGUGGAAGAUUUGCAGCAGGUUGUGAAGGAGAAAGAUGAGAAAUACGAACAUGACAUGGUGGAGGAGAAGAACAAACACCAAUUAAUCUUGAACGAAAUCCGACAAAAGCACGAGGAUUUGGUCACCGGUUUGAACUUAAAAGUCCGGAAAGCGCUAAACAACGAGCAAGUCAUGCAGGAACAGAAGGAGCAAAUCGAAAGCGAGUACGAGUUUUUCAAGCUUGAGUACAAGAUAUGACAGCGCACAACUCCCCGUGUCCCCCUCAUUUGUCAUGCAAAAUACAGAAUCCACCCUUUGCUUCUUGGCACUGUUUGCAUGACAAGUUCUGGUAGUCCAAAUAGAACUACAAUCCAGUGCAAACUUGUCAUGCAAAACCGGCAUUCUUGCUGAUGCUUGUAUUGCCGUUCAUGCUAUACAAAUGAGGGGGAGGAGGAGCGGUGCACUGUCAUACAAAAAGGAGCACAUGAAGUGGAGCGCGGAUUUGAAGCAGAAGGAAACUGUAUGAAAUGCAAAUAUGUCUGGGUCUGGAAACUUGUAAUGCUGAUUUUUGAAUGGUGAAUUUUCUGUAAUGCGCAGCCAACAUGAGAGAUUUUUGCGCGGCUUCGUGUUGCGCUUUCCGCAUGACAAGCUGCGUUUUGCAUGACAAGCAAGAGGGUCUCUUCUUGGACACGCAUCGCAAACUCUUCAGUCAUGUCAGACAAGCAUGACAGACCUUGCAUCCUUCCAGACCCAGACAUUUUUGCAAUUGAUAAUCUGAAGUGGAUCUAGAGAAGCAGAAGAUCGUCCAGAUUGAGAAAGACUUCACGAUAAAGAUCCAGAACAAGGGGCGGCAAAUGGAAUUUUUGAACGAAGAGAAACUAAAAAUUGAGACCCAGAUGGGGAAGUUGCGGGUGAAGCACACCGAACAGCGAACCGCCUGGCAGGAAGAAAUGGACAACGUUGUAGUGGUUCUAGACUCCUACAAGGCGGACGCGCGGAAGACCGCGGUUCUGCUGGAAGAGCACGACAAAAUCGUGCAGCUGAACAAGGACUUGGAAGCAGUAAUUUCGCAACUGAAGCUGCGCAUCGAAGAGCAGAACCGGCAAUCGAUGCUGACCAUGGACGAGAAGCUUCUAGAGGAGAAGCAAAAGCAGAAGAGAAUAGCGGAAAGGCUGAGAAGAGUGAAGGACGAGAACAAAAGGCUGUUUGCGUUGAAGGACUUCAGAUCCGUGAAAUUGCGGAAGAAGGUGCAGUAUCAACUGCAACUAUGUCUGGGUCUGGAAGGAUACGAACUUGUGAUGCGUGUUGCGGAGCAUACAAAAAUCUUGUAUUUCAUAACUCGCAAGAACAAGAGAUGCCCACGUCUCCUGGGCCUGCUCGGAGGGUGUUAUUUCUCAUGCAACGGAGGAAUCACGUUCACGGCCAAGGGCAAGGGGCUGCAGUACCUGUGAUGCUAGACCCUGCAUUCCAGACUUGGUGGAGCUUGGAAAAACUGCAUCACAAAUCUCGCAAUCUUCUGGAGGACCCAGACAUAUUUGCAUUUGAUACGCAGAACAUCGUGGAGGCGAACUGCCAGUACGUGUUGGAGCAGGAACGGAAAAAGUUGUUGGAAAAAUACGGAUAUGCAAUGCAAAAGUGCUAA
Messenger RNA from Amoebophrya sp. A120, 7735 nucleotides. NCBI's taxonomy places the organism in Eukaryota, Dinophyceae, Syndiniales, Amoebophryaceae. The record is from the annotation of a GenBank genome assembly.